Molecule: messenger RNA, 5117 nt
Organism: Hemicordylus capensis (graceful crag lizard)
Lineage: Eukaryota; Metazoa; Chordata; Lepidosauria; Squamata; Cordylidae
Gene: ZMIZ2
Product: zinc finger MIZ-type containing 2
Exons: 20
Coding region: 690-3485 (931 amino acids)
Biological process (GO): regulation of transcription by RNA polymerase II; protein sumoylation
Molecular function (GO): zinc ion binding; SUMO ligase activity
Source: RefSeq, a predicted model, not a curated record
AGGGCACAGGCAAUUAAUAUUGAUGAGGCUGCUGGGCUCUAUUGUGCAAUUGGAGCUGAGAGGUGAAAGCGCAGGCAGAAUGGAGGUGGGGAGCUGCGAGGCGCUCGUAGGUCUGUGGCUUUAGUAGCAGCCGCCUCCGAGAACCAAGCCAAGCAGCAGCAGCAGCAGCAGCAAGCAGCCGCCGCCUGCAACGGGGGGGCUUUGUUAGUUCCCCACGAUCGUCGCCCAGUAGUCCCCCGCCAGCCCCAGCCGCUACGAUGGAGCAAGGACAAAAAGCUCUCUAGGAGAAAACACAACCCUGCUACAUCCAGAAAGGAAAAGAAGAAGAAGGGAGAGCGGCUCGCCGGAGCCCUCCCUCCGGAGCCAGGCAGAGCCACCGAGAGGCAGAGGAGAAAGGCAAGGGCCAUUUUCGUCGUCUUGUGAAAGGAUCCUCCCUGGAGGGACAGCAACCUUUGGCAGCUCCUGAGCACAUGACGGUUUGUUCGUUCUUAUGUUGAGUUGCACCCAGCAAGGAGGACACACUUGAGCUCCCAGGCAGAUCUCCAUCCAGGUGUUGCUCUGCUCCAGAGCUGCAGCUACGUCAGACAGAAGGCCACCAGCCCAACUGGAGCCGACACGCAGAGGCUGCUGUUCUUGUUGUUGUUGCCUUGGAAGAUCCCGCACCCAACCCCUUCGCCUCCCUGUAGCCAAUGAACUCAAUGAACCCAAUGAAACCAUCGCUCCCGCCCACCCCGCAUGGUGAUGGUUCAUAUGCCUACGAGUCAGUUCCUUGGCAACAGAAUACCAAUCAGCCUGCAGGAUCUCUCUCAGUGGUAACCACUGUGUGGGGAGUCAGCAACACAUCCCAGAGUCAGGUUUUUGGCAACCCCAUGGGCCCUGGAGGAAACACCUCUGGCAACCCCAUGAUGCCCAGUGUGGCCAGUAGUAACUCUGGCAUGAACUCGCCUCAAUUUAUGGGACAGCAGCCUUUCCCAGAGGGAUCCACCAGCAAGGGCUAUGUGCAGCCGGGGAUGUACAGUCGCAACACCUAUCCUGGAGGGCCGGGCUUCACCACCAGUUAUGCAGGCAGCCCAAACGGCCCUGGGGGAAUGGGCAUCCCUUCCCAUACUGGCAGACCCCCUGCGGACUUCACCCAAGCAGCUGCCGCUGCUGCUGUCGCAGCCGCAGCCGCUACGGCCACAGCCACCGCCACCGCCACCGUAGCCGCCCUGCAGGAGAAGCAAAGCCAGGAGAUGAGCCAGUAUGGAGCGAUGGGGGCCGGGCAGCCCUUCAACAAUCAAUUCCUCCCUCACUCGGCGCCCCGAGGACCGGCCGUCCCUCCCGGAAUGAAUCCUGCCAACAUGGGGGGUGUGAUGGCGGCUUCUGGAAUGUCUCCCAUGAGCAUGAACACAGCGAGGGCUCCUGCCAUGAGUGCCUUGUAUGCUGGCCAGCGGAUGCCCCAGCACGGCUAUCCUGGGCCCCCGCAGGGCCAGCAGAUGCCCAGGCAAAGUGUGAAGAGGACCUACUCCAAUGAGGGUUAUCCGGGGCAACAGUACAUGCAGGGUGGACAGUACCCCACCCAAGCAGGACAAUAUGCCCCUAAUGCACCUCAGGCGUCUGCUCCAUCCCCCUCUUAUCCUGGCCAUCGGAUGCCCAUGCAACAGGGAAUGAGCCAGUAUCUCUCUGCCUCUGGCACUGGUGGCCCAUACUAUAAGCCUUCUGAUCAGUUCAAUGGUCAAAACCCCAGCUUCAAUGGAGGCAACUUCAACAGCUACGGACAGGCGACCAUGACUGGGCCUGCAAGAUCCAUGCCUGGCUACCCCAGCUCUCCACUGCCUGGCAACCCCACCCCUCCAAUGACACCUGGAAGCAACAUCCCUCCAUACAUGUCCCCAGGACAGGAUGUGAAGUCACCCUUCCUUCCAGACAUCAAACCCAACAUCAACUCUUUGCACCCCUCUCCCUCUGGGAACCCAUGUGACGAAUUGCGCUUGACUUUCCCCGUGAGGGACGGUGUGGUCUUGGAGCCCUUCCGCCUCCAGCACAACUUGGCUGUCAGCAACCACGUCUUCCAGCUCAGGGACUCGGUUUACAAGACUCUGAUGCUCAGGCCUGACCUGGAGCUGCAAUUUAAAUGCUAUCAUCACGAGGACCGGCAGAUGAAUACCAACUGGCCCGCCUCGGUCCAGGUCAGCGUAAAUGCUACGCCCCUGACCAUUGAGCGGGGGGACAACAAGACAUCACACAAGCCCCUCUACCUGAAGCAGGUGUGCCAGCCUGGGAGGAACACCAUCCAGAUCACCGUCACUGCUUGCUGCUGUUCUCACCUCUUCGUCCUGCAGCUGGUUCACAGGCCCUCGGUGCGUUCUGUUUUGCAAGGCUUGAUAAAGAAGCGUCUGCUACCAGCUGAGCACUGCAUCACCAAAAUAAAGCGAAACUUCAGCAGCGGCACAAUCCCUGGAACUCCAGGUCCAAAUGGUGAGGAUGGUGUGGAACAGACGGCCAUCAAGGUGUCUCUGAAAUGCCCCAUCACUUUCCGGAGAAUCCAGCUUCCUGCACGGGGUCACGAUUGCAGGCACAUACAGUGCUUUGAUCUGGAGUCCUACUUACAGCUGAACUGUGAAAGAGGGACAUGGAGGUGUCCAGUUUGCAAUAAAACAGCUUUGUUGGAGGGACUGGAAGUGGACCAGUACAUGUUGGGGAUUUUGAUCUACAUUCAGAACUCCGAUUAUGAGGAGAUCACCAUCGACCCGACUUGCAGCUGGAAGCCGGUGCCCAUCAAGCCUGACAUCCACAUCAAGGAAGAGCAGGAUGGGCCUGUGCUGAAGCGCUGCCGCACCAUGAGCCCAACCCACAUGGUGAUGCCCAACGUCAUGGAGAUGAUUGCUGCCCUGGGACCUGCCCCCUCGCCCUUUGUGCCCCUGCAACCCCCGCCUGCCGGCAGUGGCAGCAGCGACUACACCAGCCAAAGUUCGAGCUUUUCUGGCCCUGGAACUUUCCCAGAUUCGUUCCCUACUGUGAACCCCAGUACCCCAACAUUAAAUGAAUUCAACCCGGGACCUCCCCCAAUCUCGUACCAGUCAGACAUUCCUAGCAGCCUGCUGACUCCUGAGAAGCCACCUGCUCCCUCCAUCACUGGCCAGAUGCCCCCAUCAAACAGGAUGGAUCAGUCUCAUACCCCUGUGCAGCAAGGAUUAAACAACCCCAACCUCAGCAGUCAGCCAGGGCAGCAACUCCAUCAUCGGAACCCUCCCCCACCACAGUCGCGGCAACCCAUUGGACAGUCGGGGUCCGGAGGGCAAGCUCACGGAGGGGACCUCUCCUUCAAUCCUGGUCCUGGGAUGGUGGGCCAGCCUGGGAUGCCGGGAGCCGGGGAAGGAGCGGAGCCUUCUCUUGACCUGCUUCCUGAGCUGACGAACCCAGAUGAGUUGCUCUCCUACUUGGGACCUCCCGAUCUCCCCAAUAACAGCAACGAUGACCUGCUCUCCUUGUUCGAGAACAAUUGAAACCACCCCUUUAUGGAACACAGUCGCCAAGCUCCACACACCAUGUACACAUACCUGCGCAUCGCACACACUCAUACACACAAGCCACCCCAUAGCUUUCCAGGCUCCCAUCAAGAAAAAGGGUCUUGCCUCGUACUGUGGAGUACACACUGCCAGUGAGUCAGAAUAGUGGGAAGGCAGCCCAGGAACUUUGGCCAGGCAGCAAUGCCAUUUCGUCACAAUUGCCUCUACCCUACCAAAGGGAUCCCAUGGACACUGGAGCAGCUUGCUCUAGCUGUUCUGCAAAUCCUUCCUGCCCAGGAGAGAGGCUAGUGGGGACAUUCCCGAAGAAUUAGUUUUAUCAAGAUGCUCAGACCAUCCCAAGGUCUGGGCCACAAAGCAGCUGUAUUGCCCCUGCUGAUCAGCCCAAGAGACAUCCUGUAACCUGCACCCAGGGGAAAAAGGAACGAAGGAAUGAAGCAGAAUGGCUCCCUCGGACAUUAGCAGCCCUGAUCUCUCUCUCUCUAUCUAUCUAUCUCUCCCCCCUUCCUCGUGCACAUCAUUCGUGGGAUGAUCAGAUCUGCUUGAACACAGGAAGCUAGAGAGUGAAGCUGGUUCCUCCUGGUCUAGAAAUGUCCUCAAGUUCUUAAGCCACAAGCUGCAAGGAAAGGCAGAGAUCGACAGUGUCUAGAAAAAGCCAAUGGCGCUCACUUGCAUGUCCCUGCAUUUGGAGGCCUCCGGGAGCCAGCUCUGCCUGUCCCAACCCCAGUCCCAAGGCGGGGUUGCAGCUGUUUGUCUGACUGCAUCCAGCACCCGGUGUCAUGGAUACGUCAGAGCGAAUUGGGAUCGGAAACCUGUCCACACUCCCUGCUUGUCCUAUCCAAGAGCCUCUCGAGAGCUCGAGCCGGACAACUUUUCCAUUGCUUCCCCAUGGACUGCAGCAGCAAACGAAACACAUUUCUGGCAUAAAGAACAGACCGUUCCCUGGACACAACCUGACAGACCGUCUCCAUCUGUCGGAUGGAUCGUCUACAAGCACAACAAUGUAAAUAAUGUAGAAACACUAUAAAGGAAACAAAGGCAAGGAUGGAAGGAAAAGUGGGCGGAAGGGAGGGAAAGAAAUAUUUAAAAACAAGCGCAUCACUCUGUUGUAUAGUCUCAAGGGCUUCCCAGCCUUGGGGCAAGAGUCCUCUGUAUAAAUGUGCAUAAGCUUCCUAGAUUGUAAUAUAGACCAUUCCACAUGGGGCUGUGUGCACCAUCCAGAGACUUGAUGCAUUUAGCCAUAGCCGGGGUCUGUCCCUUGCGUUUGACAUGUGUGCGUCCCACCAAAGUAGGAUCUGGAUGCUCAGAAUUUAACUCAUUUUAAUCAUGAGCCCCAGAAAUAGGUGCAACGAGUCAGUCCAAAACAAAUGUGUGUGUUUUAACCUGCCAUUCUCCUUCAUCCCACUCAGGAACCUAUUUAAGUUGAGGUUGCAUUUGGGAUGGUGGUGACGGGUUACCUGUAUGUGAAGAACCAAACCAUUGUUCAUGGCCAGGCUUUCUGAGCCAAGGAGUCCCUGUGUCAAAGUGCUGACAACUCUGUCGAGUUUUGUGUAUCCUGUUUCAUUAUUGCUAUAUAUUAAAGGAUUCUUUUUGGUGGGGCUCACCAAAAUA